CAGCAGCUGGGACUGGUUCGCAGGGACAUGCCCGGUUCGCUUCCUCUCCCCGCGGGUUUUGCGGCUCCCCGCGCGGCUCGGGAGAAUCCCCGGCGCAAGAGAAGGAAGAAAUCGACUCUCAGCCAGGUCAUUCUCCGGGCUGCUGAUGUCCCCGCCGCCGGCAGAGGCGCCUCUCUCGCCGCCAUCAAGAAGGCGCUGGAGGGCGAGGGCUACGACGUGCGGAAGAACAAGGGCCGCAUCAAGACUCUGCUCCGUUCUCUCCUGAGCCAAGGGGCUCUGCGUCGGGUCAGCGGCAGCGGCGCCUCGGGCUCUUUCAGGCUCCAGCGGGGAAGCGGCGCCGCCAAAGCGGAAAAGAGGGAAACAGCCGCGGCCAAGAGGCGCCAGAGCUGGGCGAAGACAGGAACAGCUGCCCCAGGGCCACGUGACCGCAGCGUUGAAAUCAAAGCGGCUGCUGCACGGCCCAAGAUGCUUAGCAGGAGCCCGGGCAAAAUCAGGGGGACGGUGGCAACGCGCAGGAAGCAAAUUUUAGACGAUAUUAUUAAGGGCGCCUUCCUUCUGGAGUGACGGCCCAGGCCAAGAGCGAGAAACAAACCCCCAACGGUUCUUUUCAGAACCAUCCCCCAGGGUUCAUCAAAAGAGCGAAUUCUGUGUGCGAACGCUUAGGUGCCGUCACCGUGUGUCCUAAGGAAGGGUUGAAGUGACAACCCCCAGUAAUCAGGGAAACUUACUUGCGUUGCAAAGAAAGCCCUAUUCAAGUACUAGCAGCGAUGAGCAGCGUAGUUUAUGAUACGCAGUUUGGGAAAGCCGACAGCGCGAUAAAAGCCCGGGACUUUCAAGAUUACCCUAAUGCUGGUGUUAAAGCAGGUUUUUAGUGCUGGUAAACAGUGCAAUGCUUUCUGAAACACGAGUUCCUACAGCCCCUACUUGCCUUCCUUCUUCCCAUUCACCGCAAGGUUAAAAUCUCACACACAGGAUUUUGGCUCCACACACAUGCAAUGAAAUCAAACAAA
Molecule: messenger RNA, 1010 nt
Organism: Mauremys mutica (yellowpond turtle)
Lineage: Eukaryota; Metazoa; Chordata; Testudines; Geoemydidae
Product: histone H1.11R-like
Exons: 1
Coding region: 28-564 (178 amino acids)
Biological process (GO): nucleosome assembly
Cellular component (GO): nucleosome
Molecular function (GO): structural constituent of chromatin; DNA binding
Source: RefSeq, a predicted model, not a curated record